Molecule: messenger RNA, 835 nt
Organism: Contarinia nasturtii (swede midge)
Lineage: Eukaryota; Metazoa; Arthropoda; Insecta; Diptera; Cecidomyiidae
Exons: 3
Coding region: 44-592 (182 amino acids)
Source: RefSeq, a predicted model, not a curated record
CACUGAUAAAGUAAACGAUUAGAAUAUUUGAGAAUAUUUCAAAAUGAAUACACGUUCAAAACAUAUUCAAUGCAAACAAGCUGACGGUGUGGAUAAAAUGAAAACUCGUUCACAAAAGAAUGUAAAGGAGUCUAUCGAAAAGCUGCCUCUCAUGAAAGACGUUCGGGUGGUUUUGAGAAGAGAUCCCAGUAUGAUGUUAUUCUAUUGCCAACAAGAGAAACAUAAUAAAGAAGUAGCAAGUAGUGCUGAUCGAACCACCCUUACAAAAACCAACACAGAUCAAGCACGAAACCAAACUAAUCGGAAUCAAAGUGAGCAAGAUGUUGAUCGUUUCACGGACACAGUCACCGUUGAUCAAGGUCGAAGCAAAACCAAUCGGAAUCAAAGAAUGAAACGUGAUAUUAAUCGAUCCGAGGAUACAGUCACCACGGAUGGCGGUACAGCUACAGCUCGAUACGAAACAAAACCGGGUCCAAAGACCAACAAGAAAAAUAACCAAAUAGUUCGAAAAUAUAUUUUCAAAGCAAAUCAAAUUGUUUGGGCUAAAAUGAAAGGCUAUCCAGCAUGGCCUGCACAGUUUAUUCAUUUAUAAUUAUUUGAUUCAAAUUGAUAAUGCUCAAAUUGAAUAUAUGUAAUUUUUUUAAUAUUUACAGAUUCAAAGCAUCACCAAUAAUAUGACAAAUGUAAUCUUUUUCGGGGAUAGAACAACAGCAAAAAUGUUUGUUAACAGUUUGACACCAUUUGAUCAAGGAAUAGACAAAUUUAAACCUGGUAAAAGAUCAACACUUGAUAAGGCGGUGAAAGAGGCUCUAUUCACACUAAAUAUGACUAAACG